UUUCCAGGGAUGGAAGAAGCGAGUCUGUGCCUUGGGGUGUCCUCAGCGGCGGCGCCCGAAGCUGAGCCCCACCUGAGCGGCCCGGUGCUCAACGGCCAGUAUGCCAUGAGUCAGAAGUUGCACCAGAUCACGUCCCAGCUCAGCCAUGCCUUUCCGGAGCUGCACCCGCGGCCCAACCCCGAGGACAAGACCCCCGCGGCGCCCCUGGAGGAGAAGGCCCACGUGCCCAUGAGCGGCCAGCCCAUGGGCAGUCAGAUGGCGCUCCUGGCCAACCAGCUGGGCCGGGACGUGGACACCAGCCUCAACGGGCGGGUGGACCUGCAGCAGUUCCUCAACGGGCAGAACCUGGGCAUCAUGUCCCAAAUGAGUGACAUCGAGGACGAUGCGCGCAAAAACCGCAAGUACCCGUGCCCUCUGUGCGGCAAGCGCUUCCGCUUCAAUAGCAUCCUGUCCCUGCACAUGCGCACCCACACGGGCGAGAAGCCCUUCAAGUGCCCCUACUGUGACCACCGGGCGGCUCAGAAGGGGAAUCUCAAGAUUCACCUGCGGACCCACAAGCUGGGCAACCUGGGCAAGGGACGCGGGCGGGUGCGGGAGGAGAACCGUCUGCUGCACGAGCUGGAGGAGCGUGCCAUUCUGCGGGACAAGCAGAUGAAGGGUAGCCUCCUGCCGCAGCGGCCGGACCUCAAGCCCCUGCCGCACGCGCAGCAGGCCCCGCUGGCCGCCUGCAACCUGGCCCUGCCCGCCAACCACAGCGUGCCCGACGUGGCCCACCCGGUACCCUCGCCCAAGCCGGCCAGCGCGCAGGAGGAUGCGGUGGCCCCGGCGGCCGGCUUCCGCUGCACUUUCUGCAAGGGCAAGUUCAAGAAGCGAGAGGAGCUGGACCGCCACAUCCGCAUCCUGCACAAGCCUUACAAGUGCACGCUGUGCGACUUCGCCGCGUCGCAGGAGGAGGAGCUCAUCAGCCACGUGGAGAAGGCGCACAUCACUGCCGAGUCCGCCCAGGGCCAGGGCCCCAACGGCGGCGGGGAGCAGUCGGCCAACGAGUUCCGCUGCGAGGUGUGCGGCCAGGUGUUCAGCCAGGCCUGGUUCCUGAAGGGCCACAUGCGCAAACACAAGGACUCCUUCGAGCACUGCUGCCAGAUCUGCGGCCGGCGCUUCAAGGAGCCCUGGUUCCUCAAGAACCACAUGAAGGUGCACCUCAACAAGCUGUCGGUGAAGAGCAAGUCCCCCAGUGACCCCGAGGUGCCCGUGCCCAUGGGCAGCAUGUCCCAGGAGGCCCACGCCAACCUCUACUCCAGGUACCUCUCCUGUCUGCAGAGCGGCUUCAUGGCGCCCGACAAGGCGAGCCUGAGCGAGCCCGGGCCCCUCUACGGCAAGGGCGGGGAGCUGCCGGCCAAGGAGAAGGAGGCCUUGGGGAAGCUGUUGUCUCCCCUCUCCAGCGUGGCCCAUGGCAUCUCCGAGGGCGACAAGCACUCCCUCCUGGGGUGCCUCAACCUCGUGCCGCCCCUGAAAUCCAGCUGCAUUGAGCGGUUGCAGGCGGCCGCCAAGGCUGCGGAGAUGGACCCGGUGAACAGCUACCAGGCCUGGCAGCUCAUGGCCAGGGGUAUGGCCAUGGAGCACGGCUUCUUGUCUAAGGAGCACCCGCUGCAGCGCAACCACGAAGACCCCUUGGCGAGCGCCGGGGUCAUGUUCGAUAAGGAGAAGCGUGAGUACGUGUUGGUGGGGGCGGACGGCUCCAAGCAGAAGAUGCCGGCCGACCUGGUUCACGGCGCUAAAGCGGGCGGCCAGAGGGACGUGCCCAGUAAGCUCGAGCCUUUGGAAGGCAGUCGGGAUUUUUUGUCUCACGGGCUGAACCAGACGCUUGACUAUAACCUGCAGGGUCCUGGGAACAUGAAGGAGAAGCCCACUGAGUGCCCCGACUGCGGCCGGGUGUUCCGCACCUACCACCAAGUGGUCGUGCACUCCCGCGUCCACAAGCGGGACCGUAAGGCGGACGAGGACGGGCUGCACGUGGGCCUGGAGGAGCGGCGUGGCUCGGGCAGCGACCAGGAGUCACAGUCGGUGAGCCGCUCCACCACGCCGGGCUCUUCCAACGUCACCGAGGAGAGCGGGGUCGGAGGAGGCCUGUCCCAGACCGGGAGUGCCCAGGAGGACAGCCCGCACCCCUCCUCGCCUUCCUCUUCAGACAUGGGCGAGGAGGCUGGGAGAUCCGCCGGCGUCCAGCAGCCCGCACUGCUUCGCGACCGGAGCCUGGGCUCGGCCAUGAAGGACUGUCCGUACUGUGGGAAAACAUUCCGUACGUCUCAUCACCUUAAGGUCCACCUGAGGAUACACACAGGUGAGAAACCGUACAAGUGUCCGCACUGUGACUACGCCGGCACCCAGUCAGCGUCCUUGAAAUACCACUUAGAGCGACACCAUCGGGAGCGGCAGAAUGGAGCGGGGCCCCUGUCUGGACAGCCCCCCAGCCAAGACCACAAGGAUGAGAUGUCCAGCAAAGCUUCUUUGUUUAUCAGGCCAGACAUCCUAAGGGGGGCCUUUAAGGGUCUCCCCGGGAUCGACUUCAGAGGCGGCCCUGCCUCCCAGCAGUGGGCAUCAGGAGCACUGUCAUCUGGAGAUCACUCGGGCCAGGCCACCGGCAUGUCUGCAGAGGCUCCAGCAGACGCACUGAAAGGAGCUGACCUUCCCUCCAAAAGCUCUCACUUCUCCGAGAUUGGAAGAGCUUAUCAGAGCAUCGUGGGCAACGGUGUCAACUUCCAAGGCUCCUUGCAGGCUUUCAUGGACAGCUUUGUCCUCGGCUCCUUGAAGAAGGACAAGGACAUGAAGGACAAAGCCCUGCCUGACCCCCCUUCCAUGAAAGUCCACGGGGCGGACGGGGGCGAGGAGAAACCCAGCGGUAAGUCCUCCCAGAGGAAGUCGGAGAAAUCCCAGUACGAGCCCCUGGACCUGUCUGUGCGGCCAGAUGCCGCCUCCCUCCCAGGCUCCUCGGUGACCAUGCAGGACAGCAUCGCGUGGCACGGCUGCCUGUUCUGCGCUUUCACGACAUCCUCGAUGGAGCUGAUGGCCUUGCAUCUCCAGGCCAACCACCUGGGCAAAGCGAAACGCAAAGAUAACACCGCGGCGGGGACGGUCAACUGCAAAGACCCAGGCCGGGAGGUGGGGAAGAUAUCGCUGCUGCCUUCGGUGCAGUCCAACAAAGAGCUGGGCCUUUCUGCUGUGAUCGGCUCUCUGGACUCUGCUUCUGAGAAGAUGGCCCAAGGACAGAUGAAAGAGACACUGGGGGAACAGAGGGGCGGCUCGUGGCCCAGCCACGUGGACCCUGCCUUUUGUAACUUCCCAUCAGACUUCUACAAGCAGUUUGGGGUCUACCCGGGCGUGGUUGGCUCCGGAGCCUCCAGCUCCUGCCCCAACAAGGAGCCGGACGGGAAGGUCCACUCUGAAGACGACGCCCCCAUCCUGAUCCCCGAAGCCACUAGUAAGAGUGCUGCCGACGACCUCUCCGAUAUCGCCUCCUCCGAGGACAUGGACUCCUCCAAGGGAGAGAACAACGAGGAAGAGGAUGUUGACACUGAACCGGAAAUGAUGAGCAAACCACUGUCUGCCCUCGGCAAGGACAGCAGCAGCGACGGCGGGGACAGCCUGCUGCCCACGGGCGCCCCCCAGCCCGUCCAGGGACUGGUCUCACCUUUGCCCCAAGCGUCCGAGAAGCAGUGGCACACGAGCCCAGGCCUUCUUCCAGCCCAGGACCCCUCAGCAGGCCUGCCAAAGCCAGAGCGGGGGCCCCCGGGCCUGGAGAAGCCGGUGAACAUGCUGUCGGUCCUCAGGGCCUACAGCUCUGAUGGCUUAGCAGCCUUUAAUGGACUCGCCAGUAGCACGGCAAAUUCUGGAUGUAUCAAGAGGCCAGACUUGUGUGGUAAGUGAUACCCCCGUCCUAGUCGGUCUAUCUGGACUUGCCCUUGUCUGUUCGUGGU
Otolemur garnettii (small-eared galago) is the source of this 3974-nucleotide messenger RNA. RefSeq names its product zinc finger protein 536 (gene ZNF536). The transcript has 4 exons. Lineage: Eukaryota; Metazoa; Chordata; Mammalia; Primates; Galagidae. Gene Ontology annotation, biological process: regulation of DNA-templated transcription. The record is from RefSeq and is a predicted model, not a curated record. The coding region runs from base 10 to 3924 and encodes 1304 amino acids. Gene Ontology annotation, cellular component: nucleus. Gene Ontology annotation, molecular function: DNA-binding transcription factor activity, RNA polymerase II-specific; RNA polymerase II cis-regulatory region sequence-specific DNA binding.